CGCCCUCAACAGAAGCUCCUUCGCUUGAAGCUGUUGUCCAAGCCCCUGGGUCUGUAAGCACGUCUGACCCUGAACGUGGGCCCGACGUCGAUCGAGCUCCGACGGCAGCGCCGACCUCGGCACCAACGUUCAUGGUUGAGGUUCAGGAGGCCGCCAUUGGCGCAGCCCAAGUUAUCUCUACCGCCUCCGUCGGGGGUGUCGUGGCGUCGACCGUGGCGACCGUCGCCAGUGGUUCCGUCAGUGGAGCGUCAUCAGUAAUGGCGGGGGGCGCGGGCCAGGCAUCGACGCAGAGUACGUUCCGCAAUCCGUCGUCGACAAUGGCUCUACUUCUUACGUCACAAGUUCAGUUUUUAGCAACGCUGUCGUUCGUGGACAAUACGGGAGCGGAGGAUUCUGCUCUCUCUGCGUUUGCCAACGUCCUCAGGUGGGUAAACUUGUGGCCAAGCGAAAGCUUCUCGGAGGGUGUUGCAUCACGGAUCUUUCCGAGCGAACCCGACAAAAUCAAUGGAGACGAUGAUGGUGACGAUGAUGGUGACGAUGAUGGUGACGAUGAUACAACGAAACGAGGAAUAUCCGUGUCAUUUACCCACGACCUCGGCUCUCUGUUGUUCAUGGGAAAUCUUGCGCUUUUUGCCGGGCUUCUGGUGAUCAUAUUUUCCUUGCACAUCUUGGUGGCGUCGGGAAUUGAAGCGCACUGGCUGGCAAAGGUGAGAAAUGACCCUACAUUGAGUUGUAGGUUGGUAUCGCGAGCCGUUCCCCAGGGAAAAACAUCCAUACGUUCAACAAUAAGCAUGGCAGGUGUUUUCGGCGUGCAGAUUGUGACUAUCGCGAAACCAAAUGAUGGCGGCAUGGGUAAUGAGCGUAGAGCUACACAGAGUUGCAACGGGCAACGUAUGUUACUUACGCACCCCCCAACCAACAAACUGCCCUCCUGCCUCUGUUUCGUGCUCUACAAGCAACGGGCGAGUAGGGAGGCUUCAAGAGCCCUGGGCCAUGGCCUUUUUUUAGGCGAGCUGUCCACAGCCAUCUUGGACACACGCUUCCAGCAGCCGAGUUUGGAUAGGGGCUCCUCAGCAGGGAGGCAGUCGGCAGAUACCGUUCGGUCGCACUCAUUGAGAGGACCAUCUACGCUAUUUCGGGGCAGCAGCGACUCGGGGGAUUUGGAGAGCAAUGAAGAAGAAGGCGGACGAACGAACGCGCGUCAGAGGAAAUCGAUGGGCCGAGUGUUAGAGUGUCGAGAACUGUCGCAGUCACCGUGGCUCCAUUACCCGCACCUGGAACUCAUCUUUCUUUUCUUCGCCUUCGAGGGUGCAGUGACCUCACAGGUCUCAGCCUUGCGAAGUACAAGUUCUUCGAAGCUUUAUUACGCGGCCUUGGUGACGCUGGUGAGGGCAUGUGAAGCGGGGGCAGUGCUCUACCCAGUGCUGAUGUUUGCAAUGGUCGCGCGAACUCACAGGGUGAGGGUUCGAUCAGAUGCCCUCAUUGUGUUCGUGUCCAAUGAAAACCGCGUAACCUGGAUGGGAAGAAAAGAGUUUUUCUCUAAACUCCUUGCUGGUUCGAGAAAAGAUUUCAGCUUUUUUGCUUGGGCAGACAAAGGACAGUGGGAGACAGUUCAAACGUCGGACGUGAAUGCAAGACGUGAUGCUGAUUGGUUCCGGAUCGGGUUCGAGCCACUGUUUGCCGACUUCACCCAAGCUGGAUCGUGGUUCAUUCUCUACACAUUGAUGGAGAACGCUGAUGCAAAUUCGAUCAGUACGAUCACGUUCGCCGGAGCGCUCACGUGCAGGAGGGGGAACUUUGAGGUCUCUUUGAUGAAGUGGGCGUUCUUUGCGAUCGUUGGCGUGCUGGUGGACAACAGUGCGGUUCAACUCGGGUUAUUCUGUGCCAUGCAUUCGUCGACCUUCAUCCUGCUCGUGGCUUUCAAGCCCUUCGCAAACAGCGCUACGUCCACCGAAAGCUUGGACCAUUCAAUGUCGAUGCAAUGGGAACCGGACAAUUUGGUGCCCUCUACAAAUGGGGAAAAAUCCGAAAUGAUGACCCUUGUCAUGUCUAGGAUGUCGACUAUCCCCAAUGAAACGCUGUUUUAUUGCAUUCUCGGAAUUCUUGGGACUGUUCUGCCAGAGUUGACGGUCGGGCGGCGCGCUGAGCGGGAGUUCAUCACCCGUCGCACGCUCCGGCUGUGGGCACCCACCUGGUUCAGAAUGGUCGGCAACAACCUGUUCGCAUGUGUGAGGGAUACGAGAGAGGGUAUCCGUGACCCGACGGGCUCCAGGCUCCAAGCGCGUCUGCGAGCCGGGCGAAUCGGCCCUUAUCCCGAGUCGUACUUCAAACUACGCGUACCGGUUGCUAUCGACCUGCCACGUCGCCGUUCUGGUGCUUCAUAUUGGCACGAGGAGCACGUGGAUGCCAACACUGAGCAAUGCUCCCCUGGAAGACGUUCGAGCGGCCAAGGAUGGCCCAUGGAGAAUGAUCUACCUCUCCGUCGUCCGCGAUACUCUUUCCAUUCGCGUACCUCCUCCCCAAGCAUGGAUACAUCCGGCGAAACGGCAAAGCCCAUGAAAAUGGACGAGCACCGAAGCUAUGGAAGGCAGAACCAAGCAGGUGCUACCAAGGACGAUCUGCCCCGCCGCCGUUUCUUUUCCCCCUCGAUGUUAGGGAGUGUGGAUAUUGUCAUCGCCGAACAGGCGAUGCAGGAUUAUGGCAUUGACACGGGAGCUAUCUUAGAAGUGCACGAUCGAAAUCACGGUCGGGGUCGCACACCGGGAGGACCGACAGAGGAAGAUUUGCCUCGUCGUCGCCCAGGCUAUGUGCUUGCCCCAGGUGUUUUGUGCUGGAACACGAUCAUGGUCUGGAAUAUGCUGUUGAUGAGAUCAAUGCUCGACGUGAUUGGGAGCGUCGACGGGCAGGACCCAUCGAAGACGAUCUGCCUCACCGCCGCUCCGAUUUCUCGUCGACUUCUGGGGCCGCAUCACAUGAUCCCGACCACCCUGGUGUGCAGACUAAGCACGACUACAGCAAGAAUGCACGGCCCACUGGAGACGAACGAGGUGAUAGACGUUGUGUAACUCAGAGAUGGGGCCAACCCGUCGAAUUUAGCCUGCCUCGGCGUCGUUCGGAUUUCUCUUCCGCCUCAACGGCUUCGGUGGACGGCAGCAGUAAACGACAAAAGGAGUCCGUGUUGAUGUGUGAGAAUUACCUGGAACCUGUGGUGGAUGAAGACAGUAGGCGUGGUUGGGGUCGCGUGCGAGCAGGACCUGCCGAGGACAACCUACCCCACCGUCGCCCAGUUUUCCCGUCCAUGUCGGAUUAUGCCAAGGAUUCCAGAGGGCAUGGACUGCGAAAAUGGGGAGAACCUGUUGAGAAUGACUUGCCCCGGCGUCGGUCGUGGUUCUCUUCUGCUUCAACGGCAUCGAUAUGCAGCAUCAGUGACACCGGACUACCGUCAAGAACGGACCACGGAGAUGGUGUUUUGCUUGAUGCCGACGAUGACGGCCUCCAGCAUUGUCGAGGAAGAAAACGGUGUGGGCCAAUUGAA
This is a messenger RNA of Ectocarpus sp. CCAP 1310/34, 3535 nucleotides long. Lineage: Eukaryota; Phaeophyceae; Ectocarpales; Ectocarpaceae. The record is from the annotation of a GenBank genome assembly.